Ctenocephalides felis (cat flea) is the source of this 1368-nucleotide messenger RNA. It is a transcript of the gene elgi, whose product is annotated as E3 ubiquitin-protein ligase NRDP1. The transcript is spliced from 2 exons. Gene Ontology annotation, cellular component: plasma membrane signaling receptor complex. Bases 192 to 1139 code for a protein of 315 amino acids. Gene Ontology annotation, molecular function: ubiquitin protein ligase activity. NCBI's taxonomy places the organism in Eukaryota, Metazoa, Arthropoda, Insecta, Siphonaptera, Pulicidae. Gene Ontology annotation, biological process: regulation of canonical NF-kappaB signal transduction; tumor necrosis factor-mediated signaling pathway; positive regulation of JNK cascade. The record is from RefSeq and is a predicted model, not a curated record.
AAAGAUUCUGUUUUAUAGGCGAAAUAAAAUGAUUUACUCAUGAUUAUUAUUUGGAAAAGUGUUGUGAAAAUAAAUUACUAAAUUUGGAAAGGAAUCGGAUUAAAAUAUUUCACAGGAGGAAAAGAUUUUCAUGGUUGGGACACAGAAAGUGCCACGUUAUGAUUGUACUUUAACCCUCAGUCCUUUACAUCAUGGGUUAUGACUUGCAGCGUUUUGUCGGAGACGUGGACGAGGAAUUGAUAUGUCUAAUUUGCUCCGGAGUCCUUGAAGACCCCCUGCAGACUUCUGCAUGCGAGCACGCCUUCUGCAGGAGUUGCAUCACAGAAUGGAUGUCCAGGGAACCCAUUUGUCCAGUCGACAGACAACCGUUGACAACUGCAAAUUUAAGAUCUGUCCCUAGAAUUAUGCGAAACUUGUUAUCGAGGUUGUGUUUGUCCUGUGAGAAUACAACACACGGUUGUACUACGGUUGUAAAAUUGGAUUGUUUAUCCACGCAUUUGUUGCAAUGUGAGUUCAAUCCCAAAAGACUUUGUCCUUGUGACCAGGGUUGUGGACUCGUGAUACCCAAGGAUGAGCUGAGAGAGCACAAUUGUGUCCGGGAGCUCCGGAGUCAGAUGAAUGCACAACAGAAUAAAAUCCAGGAGCUCAAACAAGACCUGUCGGAGCACUCUGUCACCAUAGAUGAACUCAAACGCGAAGUCCACUUACUCAAAGACUUCAUACGUGCUAUGAGAGUCUCCAACCCUGCAAUGCGUGCCAUUGCUGACCAGAUGGAGCACGCAGAAGUCGAACGCUGGAGCUCCACCCUCCAACGUGCCAGGGUCACCAGAUGGGGCGGCAUGAUAUCCACACCAGACGAGGUUUUGAGGAUGAUGAUUAAAAGAGCUGUGAGCGAAUCAGGUUGCCCUCCUCAUAUUUUAGAUGAGCUGAUGGAGAAUUGUCAUGAGCGUAGAUGGCCGCCUGGUUUGUUUAAUUUGGAAACCAGACAGAGCAACAGGAGGCUUUACGAGAGUUACAUUUGUAAAAGGGUUCCUGGAAAACAGGCUGUACUGGUUUUGCAUUGUGAUAACUCGCAUAUGAGCAGUGAGAUGAUGAUCGAACCGGGUUUGGUCAUGAUUUUUGCACAUGGUGUCGAGUAGAAGGAAAUUAAUAUAAGAUUUUUUAUUUGUACAUUUAUAUAUUUGUAAGCUGAUAAUAUAAUUUUGUACCUAAGGUAGUUAAAUAGAUUUUGUACGACAAAUGUCCAAGAUAAAAUUUGUGAUUUGGAGAUAAAUAUUUUGUCUGAUUGAAUUAGAUAAUUUUCUCAUACGAUCUCAAAACAUUUUAUCACAUAAAUAUAUAUAAUAAUAUGUUGUCAAAUAUCUCCCU